Colletotrichum truncatum is the source of this 1443-nucleotide messenger RNA. The record is from RefSeq and is a predicted model, not a curated record. NCBI's taxonomy places the organism in Eukaryota, Fungi, Ascomycota, Sordariomycetes, Glomerellales, Glomerellaceae.
AUGCCACUUGCUGAGACUCUGCAGCCUGAUACAACGGACGGGGUUUUUCCCCAACGACAUUCGACGACUUUCGUGAACAUUGCUGCGUUUCAAGCUGUUUCGCGGCAACUCCUGCUGGGCAAGACUAAAUUCAAAGACGCAUAUCCGGCGACACGCUUGACGAUACUCGCCAUGGCCUUUCCUCAACCCCGUCGUCGUAGCGAUUUCCAAGUCGCUAUUAUUUGCGCGCUGCCUCUUGAAUACGACGCCGCUGCUCUGGCAUUUGAUCAGUUCUGGUCCUGGGAUCAGAUAGAAAGUGGCUCGGAAGGCCACGACAACUACAGAAUCGGCCGGAUCGGACGCCACAAUGCCGUGUUGGCACUGCUUCCCGGCAUGGGAAAGGUUAAUGCAACGAGCGCAGCGACCAGUCUCAAAGCUACCUUUGAUGGGCUCAAGUUGGCCAUCUUGACAGGCAUUUGCGGCGGAGUGCCCCGACCCAAGACGGGCAACGAUGAGAUUAUGUUAGGGGACGUGGCCGUCAGCAAAGGCAUCGUACAGUACGACUUUGCCCGACAAUAUCCUGACAGGUUGGCUAGAAAAGACACAUUAGGAGACAACCUUGGAAGACCGAAUAAGGACAUACGUACUCUUCUCGCUACAUUUGAGACACAGCUUGGCCUGGAUGACUUGCAGUACCAGGCCGCACAAGCCUUAAGUGGAAUCCAGCAAAAGGCCAUCGACACAGGACACAGGAUCGGAUAUAAUCGCCCUACAGAAGUUGGAGAUGUGCUUUUCGAACCGGACUACGUUCACAGACAUCGAGAUCAUCGGGGCUGUGGCUGCUGUGAGUCUAACGCGUGUGAGCAGGCGAUCAGCGCGUCUUGCGAGGAGAUCCAAUGUGACACUGGACAUUGCGUACCCAGAAGACCUCUCGCACCUGGGAGGAAUCGGGAUUUCCGGAUACAUAUCGGCCACAUAGGAUCAGGCGACACUGUGAUGAAGUCUGGUUUGCACAGGGAUGGGAUUGCUGCUGAGCACGGACUGAUUGCCUUUGAGAUGGAGGCAGCCGGUAUAUGGGAUGAGAUCCCUUGUAUCGUCACAAAGGGAGUAUGCGAUUACGCAGACAGUCAUAAGAACAAAAGUUGGCAGAACUUUGCAGCAGCUACGGGAGCAGCUACGACGAAGGCCAUCAUCGGCUUCUAUACUCCCAUGAAAAUGAUAGAAGCAUCUAGCUCAUGGUUCAUCGUCCCGUAUGGCCAGAAUUACGACUUUGUCAGCCGAACCGAUAUACUGGAUCAGAUAAAAAGACUAUUUGGGCACGACCAGUCUCCAACUCUCGCUACUAGAAGGCAACCACGGGUGGCGCUCCAUGGUCUUGGUGGUAUAGGGCGUACCUUUCCAUCGCCCAAGAAUGUCACAUACCAGGAUGUGAUGAUCCCAAAGCGGAUGUGCUUCCGCUCGUAA